AUGUGUGCGGGAGGGGCGAUUGCAUGGUUGUCCAAGACUCAAAAGUGUGUGAAUUUGUCUACCACGCAGGCAGAAUACGUGGCGGUGGCGGACAUGGGGAAGGAGAUUUUGUUUUUGAGGCAAGUUUGGUGUUUCAUGUUGCCUAAGGAGUUGCGGCCGUGCAUUCCACUGUAUGAAGACAACGAAGGGGCUAUCCAGAUCGCAAAACACCCGAUCUCGAAUUCCAACUCGAAGCACAUCGACGCGCGGCAUCACUUCCUCAGGCAGCUCGUAGAUGAGAAGGAGGUAGAGAUCAUCCACGUAGCGUCGAAGUAUCAGCAUGCCGACUUCCUCACGAAGGCGCUACCUGAGAGAGAGUUUGUUUCCCACCGGGACUACGUGAUNAUCAGCAUGCCGACUUCCUCACGAAGGCGCUACCUGAGAGUUUGUUUCCCACCCGGACUACGUGAUGAACUUGAAAUUAUCAAUGGAAUCAUAGCGUCAGAGAAAAUUACCUGUGUGUCUACGAUUUCCCAGACAGCAUACAGGGACAUCUCCCCUGUGGGUAACAGGCUCAACAAAUCAGUUUGGUAACUGUCUUGUGUGUCUCAUAUAUGUUAUGUUGGGAAGGUGCAGACGAAAGGUGUUGGGUACUGUUGGGUAGUCGGGCGUUUUGUGUGUCGCACCCUGUUAGUUGUAGGACAUGCAAUCUCCAUCAGUUUAUAAACAUAUUCUCAGUUUGGCAUGCAUAUGUGCGGAGUAUGUGCGGCUGAUGUGCCAUCUCUAUCGCAGAAA
This is a messenger RNA of Ectocarpus sp. CCAP 1310/34, 774 nucleotides long. The record is from the annotation of a GenBank genome assembly. NCBI's taxonomy places the organism in Eukaryota, Phaeophyceae, Ectocarpales, Ectocarpaceae.